Molecule: messenger RNA, 2674 nt
Organism: Anopheles marshallii
Lineage: Eukaryota; Metazoa; Arthropoda; Insecta; Diptera; Culicidae
Product: P protein-like
Exons: 8
Coding region: 2-2674 (890 amino acids)
Biological process (GO): transmembrane transport
Cellular component (GO): membrane
Source: RefSeq, a predicted model, not a curated record
CAUGGACUAUCUAAACAAUCUGAACGUCUUCAAACGGCGUCGUAACAUCUCGUCGACCGAUUCGUCAUCGGCCGUCUCGUCACCGGCCACACCGUUACCGGCGACUAUCGAUGGUGCCGCUAGCACGUCCGGGCACGAUCCCUCCAAUGGAUCCGGAACUCCGCAGCGCAAGAAGAAAAAGAAGAAGAACCGUAAGCGUACUAUUUCCGUUGUUCCCAUUAGCGAGGUGACGGAAGCAUCGCUGGAGCUAUGGCGCACGUUACCACCGAAGAUUCGCCACGAUCCGAGCAUGGUGUCCUUUCAGCAGGUUGAACUGGAGCAUGCCCGACUGCACGGCGACUGUCAUGAGGAUUCGUUUCCGGAAAUUCAAGGACUAGAGGAGGACGGUGCCGAGGAGGACGACGAUGAGGAGGAGGAAGAGGAAGACGAGGAGUACGAGAAUGAGUUCAUCACCAUCAACGUCACCAAUGAGGAGGGUCAAAACAAGGAAAUAGGCCACGUAAAGGAAAAGAAAGAAAUACCGAAACCACACGUCCAUCAUUUGGCUGGGCAUUACAUCGGUAACAUCACCCCACCGAAGCACGACGAUAUCAACGAUACCGGGCAGAACAAUUUGGACGAGGACCAUCCCUUCCGGAAGUAUUCGAAAAUUAUCUGCCUAUUCAUCACUUGGCUGCUGAUUAUGUCGUUCAUGGUGGUGAAGGACGAGAAGCUAGUCGAACCGAAGCAUCUAUCGAUUUCACCCGGUAAAACGAAGGCAUACAUCUUACCCCAUCUGCCCCAGAGCACCAGAAUCAAGGUGACGCUCGAGGGUACGUUCCUGAGCGAACCGUACAGCAACAUUACUGAGCACUACCUGGAAGCAUAUCUGCAGAUGCUAUCCUCUACGCUGGAAAUGAACUCUACAGAAAUGUACUCAACCAGCUCGGCAAAGAACAUCAGCGACUCCUGGUACAUCCCGAUCGUGCAUCCGUACCUUUUCGAUAGUGCACCGAUCAUUAAGGAGCAACGUCUGUUCGACAUCAUCGACACUAACUACGAACAACUUCACCAACCCAACGGUGGCCUGGUCCGAUUAAUGAUUCGCAGUAACAUCCCAGCGAGUAUGCCGGUUGCGAUCCGGUAUGAUCAGUCACCUGUGAACCGCGACGUCGGUGUCAUCUAUGCCGCGUUCGUGCUUAUCUUCCUGUACGUGUUGAUCAUCUGGGAGAUUGUGCAUCGUACGUUUGCGGCUGUGAUUGCCUCCACAUUAGCUAUAUCGAUCCUGGCUGCGCUGAAUGAUCGUCCCACGAUGGAGGAUAUUAUUGGGUGGAUUGAUGUCGAGACGAUUUUGCUACUGUUCUCGAUGAUGAUCUUGGUGGCGAUUCUGGCCGAGACUGGAAUAUUCGACUUUCUGUCCGUGUACAUCUAUAAGAUAACGAACGGCAAGAUAUGGAGUCUUAUACACUGCCUCUGUUUAUGUACGGUGUUGAUAUCUUCGUUUUUGGACAAUGUCACAACCGUGCUUUUAAUGGCUCCCAUUACAAUACGACUAUGUGAAGUAAUGGACAUGAAUCCGGUACCUAUUCUGAUGGCAAUCACUGUGCAUGCCAACAUCGGCGGCACGACUACACCUGUUGGUGAUCCACCAAACAUCAUCAUUACAUCGAAUCAGUACAUACUGAAACACGGCGUUACCUUCCUCACGUUCACCGCGCACAUGCUGGUCGGAGUAAUUAUCGUAGUCAUCACCACCAACAUCCAUCUGCGCAUCAUCUACAAGAACAUCAACCACCUGCGUAUGCACGAACCGAAAGAACUUAAAGAGUUGCGGCGCAAUAUUAAGGUGUGGGAGCGUGCUGCCGGUAAGAUCCCACCGUACUCCAAGGAUGCCAACAUAGUGCGCGAAACGCUCAUGAAGAAGGUAAAACUGUUGCGCCACCAGUACAAGAAAAAGAUGACGAAAGGCACAGUACCGGAGGAUAUCUACCGGUCCACACUGGAGGAGCUACAGCGGGAGCAUCCGAUCAAGAACCGUCCGCUGUUGAUCAAGUCCGGUAUAGUGUGCGUGUUUAUAGUGUCGCUGUUUUUCCUCGAGUCAAUUCCGGAACUGCGUCGCCUGUCCUCUGGUUGGGCCGCAUUGCUCGGCGUGGUACUUCUGCUGAUCAUCUCGGACAAGAACGAUAUGGAUGCAGUUCUGUCGAGGGUAGAGUGGCCAACGUUACUCUUCUUUGCCGCCAUGUUUACGCUGAUGGAAGCGGUGGAGCGGAUGGGUUUGAUCGAUUGGAUAGGACAUGCGACGGAAACGAUCAUUCUUUCCGUGUCAGAAGAUCUUCGGCUUGCUGUGGCGAUCAUUAUAAUACUGUGGAUUUCGGCCCUAACGUCCGCGUUCGUCGAUAGUAUACCGGUGACUGCCAUGAUGGUGAAGAUAGUGGUCGCGUUAUCCGAGAAGGCGUACCUAGGGUUACCGCUACAGCCGAUGGUUUGGGCGUUGGCAUUCGGACCGUGUCUCGGCGGUAAUGGCACAUUGGUCGGUGCGUCUGCAAACGUUAUAUGCGCAGGUAUCGCGGAACAGCAUGGCUAUCGAUUCAGCUUUAUGGAUUACUUCAAACUUGGAUUCCCGAUCAUGUUGGUCAGCGUGCUGGUCACUACCGGGUACCUGAUAAUGGCUCACGUUGUCUUCGCCUGGCACUAG